ACGGAGCAUUACGGUCAAAAAGAAUUGAGAACAGAGAUGGAGAAUUUUUUUAUAUUUAUAGAGGGCACGGAGCACAUUUGUGACCCGCCGACAUGUCUCGUUAAUGUGAGUGGACCAGCUAAAGCGCCAAUAUCAACCUUACCAUAUUUGGCGAGAUCCACCAAUAAUAAUAGCCUGGCACUUAGUCGGGUUGACGGCAACACCAAAGCGCUCAGACCACUUGCAGAGCAUAUCAAGAUCCUCAUUGAGGAGAGAUAUAGUAGAGUCUCAUCAGAACUGCAACGGCGGUAUAACUGUGCGGUGGAUAUGAAUUUUAUAUUUACGGUGUUCAUAAUAUUAACCCUUGGACUAUACGGAGAAUGCAAAUGGCAAAGCAAUGAAUAUUUUCAUCAUCAUCGGGUCAGAAGACCCGUCGCUAAUCAAGUGCCUUUUUAUGAUGAUAAGAAGGCUAGCAUCCCUGAUCCCCCUGACCACAAGAAACUGAUCCCAAUGGCCAGAUAUGUCUUGCACAAUACGAAUUGGGCAUCCAUAGCAACUAUAUCAAUUUUACCCAAUAUUAAAGGGUUUCCUUUCUCCAAUGUGAAAUCCAUCGUGGACGGCUCCCUGGCCAAUUCUACCGGGAUUCCGUACUUCUACAUGUCGCCCAUGGAUUUCACAGCUCGGGAUUUAGCAAGAAAUAGCCGCGCCACUGUCCUGGUAUCAUUAGAGGAAACCAACUACUGCGAAGAAAAAGGCAUCGAUCCGGAGGACCCUCGUUGCACUAGGUUGAUUCUAUCAGGGAAAAUGCGCAAGGUGAAAGAAGGAACUCCCGAGUAUACGUUUGCUAAAGCGGCGUUGUUUGAAAGGCACCCGGCUUUUGCUAAUUUCCCUCCAGACCACAACUGGUUCGUGGCAAAGCUGAAAAUCGCACAGAUCGCCAUGAUCGACUGGUUUGGAGGCGCCAAAUACAUACCGGUGAGGGAUUACUUGGCGUACAACUACACCGGAUUGGAAAUGCUCCAACACGCACAACAGACUCAAGUCACGAGCAUGACGUAG
Molecule: messenger RNA, 1038 nt
Organism: Chilo suppressalis (striped riceborer)
Lineage: Eukaryota; Metazoa; Arthropoda; Insecta; Lepidoptera; Crambidae
Source: the annotation of a GenBank genome assembly